Molecule: messenger RNA, 1639 nt
Organism: Chenopodium quinoa (quinoa)
Lineage: Eukaryota; Viridiplantae; Streptophyta; Magnoliopsida; Caryophyllales; Amaranthaceae
Product: transcription factor bHLH61-like
Exons: 4
Coding region: 174-1286 (370 amino acids)
Biological process (GO): regulation of DNA-templated transcription
Cellular component (GO): nucleus
Molecular function (GO): protein dimerization activity; sequence-specific DNA binding; DNA-binding transcription factor activity
Source: RefSeq, a predicted model, not a curated record
UUAGUUUAUUGUUAAACAAACUAAUGUGUCUUUUUUUUUUUGAAGAAACAAACUAAUGUGUCUAAUCAUCCACAUAUAAAUACUCAAUCAUAAACUCAUACACCCAUUUUACAUACAAUAACCCUCCACUUUUUCUACAUUUUUAGAAACCAAAAAAAUAUAGAGAGAGAAAAAUGGAGAUGAAUGAAGAUGGCUUCUUAGAAGAAUUAUUAGCUCUAAGAAGAGAAGCAUGGGAAACAAACCCAUCAUCAACAACCGUAGAUCAUCAAAUCAACGGCUUCUUUUCAUCAUCCACUUGGCCAUUCGACGGCCUAGAUUCAACCACCACCUUAUUACCCAACACCUCCACCACAUCCUAUGAUUCCUUCUCUUCCUCCACCAUUGACCACCACCCACCGCCACCCACCGCCGCCGCAACAACCACUGCCUUAGACUGUUCUUCCUUUUUCCUCCACCCUCUUUCCGCCCCAUUUAACCCGACUUUCUCCGGGCCGGGCCCUGAGCCCGGCUACUCGAUGUCGUCAAUGAUCGAGGCGGCGAAUGAUGACAAUAAUAAUAAUAAAAAAAAGACAAAUAUUCUUCCGUCAUCAUCAUGCAAGGCGGAGCAUUCUCUGUCCUCCGGUGAGCUUGAGUUUGAGGUACCCUCGCCUUCGCCUUCGGCGGCGACGGGGUUUAAUGUGGGAUUGUCCAUGAUUGAUAGUAAUAAUAAGAGGGUUACUAGUAAUGGUAAUGUUAAGAGUAAAGUUAAGAAGGUUGAAGGACAACCUUCUAAGAAUCUUAUGGCUGAAAGGAGGAGAAGAAAGAGAUUGAAUGACCGUCUUUCCAUGCUUAGAUCCGUUGUUCCUAAGAUUAGUAAGAUGGAUAGAACAUCUAUACUUGGUGAUACAAUUGAUUAUAUGAAGGAGCUAUUAGAAAGGAUUAACAAGUUGCAAGAAGAGAUAGAUGUGGGUUCUAACAAUAAUCAAUUGAAUGUUAUGAGCAUUUUCAAAGAUGCCAAGCCAAAUGAUGUCCUUGUCAGGAACUCACCAAAGUUUGAUGUAGAGAGGAGAAACUUGGAUACAAGGGUGGAGAUUUGUUGUGCAGGGAAACCUGGACUUCUACUAUCAACUGUAGCUACACUAGAAGCAUUGGGUCUUGAAAUACAACAAUGUGUUAUAAGUUGUUUUAAUGAUUUUUCACUACAAGCUUCAUGCUGUGAGGAAAUGGAACAAAAGUCGUUGAUAAAUUCAGAAGAAAUAAAACAAGCAUUGUUUAGAAAUGCAGGGUAUGGAGGAAGGUGCUUGUAGGUAUUUUGCGAAGAGAGAAAAAGAAAAUCUCUUCCUCAAUUUUUUUUUUUUUUUUUUUUUUUUUUUUUUUUUUUUUCUAAUAUUUUCAUUGAAUAAUUUGCAAUAUAUUGACAAAAGAAAAACCUCCCACAUGUAUUGCUUUUUUUUUUUUCCAAAGAGUUACUCUUUGAUGCUUGUUUCUCAAGUUUAGUGACAUAAGAAAGAUUUCUUGUACCAUAUCAAAUGAAAGUAUGCUUUAGUUUAGUCUUUUAAUUACUUUGAAAAUAAUCUUGGGGAUCGAAAAGCUUGCAUGAUUCAUCAAUUAAUAUUUGUAAUUUUUCACCUACACCCCUAUGUAGAUAGUGUUGUCAACA